This is a messenger RNA of Sinocyclocheilus rhinocerous, 672 nucleotides long. Its product is annotated as MOB kinase activator 3B-like. Lineage: Eukaryota; Metazoa; Chordata; Actinopteri; Cypriniformes; Cyprinidae. Bases 137 to 571 code for a protein of 144 amino acids. The record is from RefSeq and is a predicted model, not a curated record. The transcript has 3 exons.
CUCUCUCUCUCACACACACACACACACGCAUUCGGAGCAGCAGCAGCUCGGAGAGCAUGUCAUAACGCAGAGGAUCAGCUCUUCUGACUGAAGGUCCUCCACCCGCCCUGUCGCUCCUCUCCAUCUGUGACCCGUCAUGUCCAUCGCUCUCAAACAGGUGUUCAACAAGGACAAGACGUUCCGGCCCAAGCGCAGGUUCGAGCCGGGAACACAGCGUUUCGAGCUGCACAAGCGGGCGCAGGCGUCUCUGAGCUCGGGGCUGGAUCUGAGAGCGGCGGUGAAGCUGCCGCAGGGCGAGGAUCUGAACGACUGGGUGGCCGUGCACGUGGUGGACUUCUUCAACCGCAUCAACCUCAUCUACGGCACGGUGUGCGAGUUCUGCACGGACAGGAGCUGUCCGGUGAUGUCUGGCGGCCCGCGCUACGAGUACCGAUGGCAGGACGAGAACAAGUACAAGAAGCCCACGCCGCUGCCCGCGCCGCAGUACAUGAACCUGCUGAUGGACUGGAUAGAGAUGCAGAUCAAUAACGAGGACAUCUUCCCCACCAGCAUCGAGUCAGAAGUGUUGUGAAGAGAGUAAAGGCCAGUGGUUUUCUGAAGUCUGUUUCUGAAGUGAUAUGGAGCUGUAAUGCAGUCAGCAAACCAGUUAAAGAAAAUUAAUCAACACCAGUC